AUGAUUAAGACCAACUUUCAAUAACAUCCUAGCAAGGUAAUACUUUUAUUUAUGUUUUUAGAUUUAAGUCUUACAAAGACCUUAAAGUUAGUUGCCGAUAAACCUUUCAUAAUAACUUUAAUAAAAAAACUUAGAAUACGUUUAGUAAUAAAAAAUUGCAAAAUAACCUGUAAGAUAAACUCUCCAAUAUCAAAUGAACCCUCAUAUUAAUUAAUUAUAAUUCAAAUAGAGUCAGUUAGUGUAGCAAACUCAAUUAGGAUAAUAAAUAACUUAUUACCCUAAUGUAUAAAGUAUAUAAAGAUCUCAAGUUGUUUAAAAGAUCAUAAAUUAUCAAGACGAUGAAAUGAUUCAACCAAAAAAAGACAAUUUAAAAUAAACAAUAAAAUAUGAUUUAAAUGUAAAUUUAUAAUUCGAAAUAAAACCUUUAUAAAAAAAGGUCAAACUAUUCCCUAACAAAGCUUAAUACUUACCUGGAAUUGUAAGUAUAAAAGCAUAAGAUAAAAUUAUUACUCAAAAUUCUGAAAAUUAAAGGGUUGGAGUAGAUUUGGUAUUUAUUUUUUAAUUUAUGUUUAGAUUUGUUUGAUUGAUAUUAGUGGAAGUAUGGAGGGAGUCAAAAUUCAAAUGGCUAAAUAAUCUUUAAUUGUUUUACUUUAAUUUCUUGGAGAUAACGAUAGACUACAAUUAAUAACAUUUGAUGAUUAUGCCCAUAGAUUAUCACCAUUAAAGAGAGUAACAAAAUAGAAUAAAAUCUAUUUUACUUAAAUUAUUCAAUAAAUUUAGAUAGAUGGAGGUACUUGUAUCUCAGAAGGUACUAAAAUGGCAUUUUGCUAAUUAAAAAAUAGAAAAUAUGUCAAUAAUGUGACAUCUAUUUUCUUGCUUUCAGAUGGUCAAGAUGGUAAUGCAGUUUAAAGGAUAUCGGAGCAAAUAAAGACAGUCAAUGAAGUAUUUACUUUACAUACAUUUGGUUUUNUAGAAUGUGUUAAAAUUGGGAAAUUUGGAGAAGAUUAAAGUGGUAUUUGA
Paramecium primaurelia is the source of this 1020-nucleotide messenger RNA. Lineage: Eukaryota; Ciliophora; Oligohymenophorea; Peniculida; Parameciidae. The record is from the annotation of a GenBank genome assembly.